AUGCCAGUGCAAGAUGAAGACCCACAUCAACAACACCACCACCACCACAAUGUACAGCAGCAAUCGCCGAAUCCGAAUCCUUCGACCAGCGCCGCACAGGACGGAAAGAACGCGGGAAAGGCGAUAGGCCACCCCAACUCCUCCAUCUUCUACUUCCAACCCAGCAAAGAUGUGAAGAAAUUCGCCAAACGAUAUCGCACCGAGAUCGCCGCCUCGUCGUCUUCCGUGCUAUCGACAUUCGCAGCAUUCCCGCUCGACUUUGCCAAGAGUCGCAUGCAGAGCUAUGAGACUGCUUUCCUAGCCACUGUGAAAGACGCGUAUAAAGCAGAGGGGCUGCGCGCCUUCUGGAGAGGUGUCUGUCCUCCUCUGAUCUCCGUGACAGUGGUGAGAACGAUAAGCUUCAGUCUGUAUCAGAAAGCUAAGUAUGCCUUGGAUGCAUCUAUACACCGCGUCACCGGUGAGAGUCCGCUGGUCAUCGCCAACGCUCCAGGCUCCUACCCGACACUCAGCACCAUGACGUGUUUUGGUCUGGCAGGAGCAUCGGCAGGAGCAGUCAUCACCACCAUAUCGUGUCCGUUCGAGCUCACAAAGCUCAAUGAACAGCUCGCUGGAAAGAUGGCCCGCGAAGCAGCAUUGAAAGCUCAACGAGAGUCCAAGUCCAAGAUGCCGGCAGGCUCACCACCACCGCCACUAGUCGUGGAUCUCAAAAGUGGUGGCUCAAUGGCCACUGCGCGUCGCCUGGUCCGCGAUCGAGGCAUAACUGGUCUAUAUGCUGGGUACAGAUUGCACCUUUUACGCGACACCGUGGGUACUGCGAUAUACUUCAUGACGUAUGAGAGCGCUAAGCAGCUCAUGGGCAACGCAAGGGGCAAGAGCGCCACAUCUCCGUACGCUGUCAUCGUAGCUGGGGGGCUUUGUGGGAUUGUUAGUUGGGCUUGCAUAUACCCUGUCGAUGUCGCCAAGACUCUCUACCAAAAGGCACUCCUGAGUGCUGGAAGCGGUCACGCUACAAGGCCAGAUAUCAAGUUCUUUGAGUUUGGAAGUUACAGAGGACUCGGUGUAUCUGUCUUGCGAUCAUGCAUCAUCAACAUGAUCUUCUUCAGCAAUUUCGAGCUCGUGAAAAAGCAUAUCAAUGCCUUGGAAGUAUGACGAACCGAUUUUGGGAAAAACACGUCUGAGCAGGAAGCAAUGUCAGCCCGCAAAUGAAGUCAUUUUUGAGCGAACAGGAGUCUGUGGAGUUGGGGCAUCCGGCCGGUAGAGCAUGAAUAGCUCCUGGCUAUGAAUAUGGCGGUAUCGCAAAUCUGGGC
Pseudocercospora fijiensis CIRAD86 is the source of this 1307-nucleotide messenger RNA. RefSeq lists its product as uncharacterized. Gene Ontology annotation, molecular function: transmembrane transporter activity. Bases 1 to 1149 code for a protein of 382 amino acids. Gene Ontology annotation, biological process: transmembrane transport. Lineage: Eukaryota; Fungi; Ascomycota; Dothideomycetes; Mycosphaerellales; Mycosphaerellaceae. The record is from RefSeq and is a predicted model, not a curated record. The transcript is spliced from 3 exons.